Molecule: messenger RNA, 8907 nt
Organism: Dictyostelium discoideum AX4
Lineage: Eukaryota; Evosea; Eumycetozoa; Dictyosteliales; Dictyosteliaceae
Gene: stlB
Exons: 2
Coding region: 1-8907 (2968 amino acids)
Source: RefSeq, a predicted model, not a curated record
AUGAACAACAACAAAAGUAUAAACGAUUUAAGUGGUAAUAGCAACAACAACAUUGCAAACAGUAAUAUUAAUAAUUAUAAUAAUUUAAUUAAAAAGGAACCAAUUGCAAUUAUUGGAAUUGGUUGCAGAUUCCCAGGAAACGUUUCAAAUUAUUCCGAUUUUGUUAAUAUAAUUAAAAAUGGUAGUGAUUGUUUAACUAAAAUUCCAGAUGAUAGAUGGAAUGCUGAUAUAAUUUCAAGAAAACAAUGGAAAUUAAAUAAUAGAAUUGGCGGUUAUUUAAAGAAUAUCGAUCAAUUUGAUAAUCAAUUUUUUGGAAUCUCACCAAAAGAAGCUCAACAUAUUGAUCCACAACAAAGAUUAUUAUUACAUCUUGCAAUUGAAACAUUAGAAGAUGGAAAAAUUAGUUUAGAUGAAAUUAAAGGUAAAAAAGUUGGAGUUUUUAUUGGAUCAUCAAGUGGAGAUUAUUUGAGAGGAUUUGAUUCAAGUGAAAUUAAUCAAUUCACAACACCAGGAACCAAUUCAUCAUUUUUAAGUAAUAGAUUAUCCUAUUUUUUAGAUGUUAAUGGACCAAGUAUGACAGUGAAUACAGCAUGUUCAGCAUCAAUGGUAGCAAUUCAUUUAGGAUUACAAUCACUAUGGAAUGGUGAAAGUGAAUUGUCAAUGGUUGGUGGAGUGAAUAUUAUUAGCUCACCGCUACAAUCGUUGGAUUUCGGUAAAGCAGGUUUACUAAAUCAAGAGACCGAUGGCAGGUGCUACUCUUUUGAUCCACGUGCAUCUGGAUAUGUUAGAUCCGAAGGUGGAGGAAUACUACUAUUGAAGCCUUUAUCCGCUGCCCUCAGAGACAAUGAUGAAAUCUAUUCAUUACUUUUAAACUCUGCAAACAACUCCAAUGGUAAAACACCAACUGGUAUCACCUCACCAAGAUCACUAUGUCAAGAGAAAUUGAUUCAACAAUUACUAAGAGAAUCGUCAGACCAAUUUAGUAUUGACGAUAUUGGCUAUUUCGAAUGUCAUGGUACAGGCACACAAAUGGGUGACCUCAAUGAAAUCACAGCAAUUGGUAAAUCGAUUGGUAUGUUAAAAUCUCACGAUGAUCCAUUGAUCAUUGGUAGUGUGAAAGCCUCGAUUGGCCAUCUUGAGGGUGCAAGUGGUAUUUGUGGUGUCAUUAAAUCAAUCAUUUGUUUAAAAGAGAAAAUCUUACCACAACAAUGUAAAUUCUCUUCUUAUAAUCCAAAAAUACCAUUUGAAACUUUAAAUUUAAAAGUUUUAACAAAAACCCAACCUUGGAAUAAUUCAAAAAGAAUUUGUGGUGUAAAUUCAUUUGGUGUUGGUGGUUCAAAUUCAAGUUUAUUUUUAUCAUCAUUUGAUAAAUCAACAACAAUAACAGAACCAACAACAACAACAACAAUUGAAUCAUUACCAUCAUCGUCAUCAUCUUUUGAUAAUUUAUCAGUAUCAAGUUCAAUAUCAACAAAUAAUGAUAAUGAUAAAGUUAGCAAUAUUGUUAACAAUAGAUAUGGCAGUAGUAUUGAUGUUAUUACGUUAUCAGUUACAUCACCAGAUAAAGAAGAUUUAAAGAUUAGAGCAAAUGAUGUUUUAGAAUCAAUUAAAACUUUAGAUGAUAAUUUUAAAAUUAGAGAUAUUUCAAAUUUAACAAAUAUUAGAACAAGUCAUUUUUCAAAUAGAGUUGCCAUCAUUGGUGAUUCAAUCGAUUCAAUUAAAUUAAAUUUACAAUCAUUUAUUAAGGGUGAAAAUAAUAAUAAUAAAUCAAUAAUAUUACCUUUAAUUAAUAAUGGUAAUAAUAAUAAUAAUAAUAAUAAUAAUAGUAGUGGUAGUAGUAGUAGUAGUAGUAAUAAUAAUAAUAUUUGUUUUAUAUUUUCAGGUCAAGGUCAACAAUGGAAUAAAAUGAUAUUCGAUUUAUAUGAAAAUAAUAAAACAUUUAAAAAUGAAAUGAAUAAUUUUAGUAAACAAUUUGAAAUGAUUUCAGGUUGGUCAAUUAUUGAUAAAUUAUAUAAUAGUGGUGGUGGUGGUAAUGAAGAAUUAAUUAAUGAAACUUGGUUAGCACAACCAUCAAUUGUUGCAGUUCAAUAUUCAUUAAUUAAAUUAUUUUCAAAAGAUAUUGGUAUUGAAGGUUCAAUUGUGUUGGGACAUAGUUUAGGUGAAUUGAUGGCAGCUUAUUAUUGUGGUAUCAUUAAUGAUUUCAAUGAUCUAUUGAAAUUGUUAUAUAUUAGAUCAACACUUCAAAAUAAAACCAAUGGUAGUGGAAGAAUGCAUGUUUGUUUAUCUUCAAAAGCAGAGAUUGAACAAUUGAUCUCUCAAUUAGGAUUCAAUGGUAGAAUCGUAAUUUGUGGUAAUAACACCAUGAAAUCAUGUACAAUCUCUGGUGAUAAUGAAUCAAUGAAUCAAUUCACAAAGUUAAUAUCAUCACAACAGUAUGGUUCGGUGGUGCAUAAAGAGGUUCGUACAAAUUCAGCAUUUCAUUCUCAUCAAAUGGAUAUUAUCAAAGAUGAAUUCUUUAAAUUGUUUAAUCAAUACUUUCCAACCAACCAAAUCAGUACAAAUCAAAUCUACGAUGGUAAAUCAUUUUAUUCAACUUGUUAUGGUAAAUAUUUAACACCGAUUGAAUGUAAACAAUUAUUAUCAUCACCAAAUUAUUGGUGGAAAAAUAUCAGAGAAUCAGUAUUAUUCAAAGAAUCAAUUGAACAAAUCUUACAAAAUCAUCAACAAUCUUUAACAUUUAUUGAAAUUACUUGUCAUCCAAUUUUAAAUUAUUUUUUAAGUCAAUUAUUAAAAUCAUCAAGUAAAUCAAACACAUUACUUUUAUCAACACUUUCAAAGAAUUCAAAUUCAAUUGAUCAAUUAUUAAUAUUAUGUUCAAAAUUAUAUGUUAAUAAUUUAUCAUCAAUUAAAUGGAAUUGGUUUUAUGAUAAACAACAACAACAGCAAUCAGAAAGUUUAGUAUCAUCAAAUUUUAAAUUACCAGGUAGAAGAUGGAAACUUGAAAAAUAUUGGAUUGAAAAUUGUCAAAGACAAAUGGAUAGAAUUAAACCACCAAUGUUUAUAUCAUUAGAUAGAAAGUUAUUCUCUGUUACACCAUCAUUUGAAGUUAGAUUAAAUCAAGAUAGAUUUCAAUAUUUAAAUGAUCAUCAAAUUCAAGAUAUUCCAUUGGUACCAUUUUCAUUCUAUAUUGAAUUGGUUUAUGCUUCAAUAUUUAAUUCAAUCUCAACUACCACCACCAACACCACAGCAUCAACAAUGUUUGAAAUUGAAAAUUUUACAAUUGAUAGUUCAAUUAUAAUUGAUCAAAAGAAAUCAACUUUAAUUGGUAUUAAUUUUAAUUCUGAUUUAACUAAAUUUGAAAUUGGUAGUAUUAAUAGCAUUGGUAGUGGUAGUAGUAGUAAUAAUAAUUUUAUUGAAAAUAAAUGGAAAAUUCAUUCAAAUGGUAUAAUUAAAUAUGGUACAAAUUAUUUAAAAUCAAAUUCAAAAUCAAAUUCAUUUAAUGAAUCAACAACAACAACAACAACAACAACAACAACAACAAAAUGUUUUAAAUCAUUUAAUUCAAAUGAAUUUUAUAAUGAAAUUAUUAAAUAUAAUUAUAAUUACAAGAGUACUUUUCAAUGUGUUAAAGAGUUUAAACAAUUUGAUAAACAAGGUACAUUCUAUUAUUCAGAGAUUCAAUUCAAAAAGAAUGAUAAACAAGUCAUUGAUCAAUUAUUAUCAAAACAAUUACCAAGUGAUUUUAGAUGUAUUCAUCCAUGUUUAUUAGAUGCAGUUUUACAAUCUGCUAUCAUACCAGCAACAAAUAAAACUAAUUGUAGUUGGAUACCAAUUAAAAUUGGUAAAUUAUCUGUAAAUAUACCUUCAAAUUCAUAUUUUAAUUUUAAAGAUCAAUUAUUAUAUUGUUUAAUUAAACCAUCAACAUCAACAUCAACAUCACCAUCAACAUACUUUUCAUCUGAUAUUCAAGUAUUUGAUAAAAAGAAUAAUAAUUUAAUUUGUGAAUUAACAAAUUUAGAAUUUAAAGGUAUUAAUUCAUCAUCAUCAUCAUCAUCAUCAUCAUCUACAAUAAAUUCAAAUGUUGAAGCUAAUUAUGAAUCAAAAAUUGAAGAAACUAAUCAUGAUGAGGAUGAGGAUGAAGAAUUACCAUUAGUUUCAGAAUAUGUUUGGUGUAAAGAAGAAUUAAUUAAUCAAUCAAUUAAAUUUACAGAUAAUUAUCAAACUGUUAUUUUCUGUUCAACAAAUUUAAAUGGUAAUGAUUUAUUAGAUAGUAUUAUAACAAGUGCAUUAGAGAAUGGUCAUGAUGAGAAUAAGAUAUUCAUUGUUUCACCACCACCAGUCGAAUCGGAUCAAUAUAAUAAUCGUAUCAUUAUAAAUUAUACAAAUAAUGAAUCUGAUUUCGAUGCUUUAUUCGCAAUCAUUAAUUCAACAACUUCAAUCAGUGGAAAGAGUGGUUUAUUUUCAACACGUUUUAUCAUUUUACCAAAUUUUAAUUCAAUUACUUUUUCAAGUGGUAAUUCAACUCCAUUAAUAACUAAUGUCAAUGGUAAUGGUAAUGGUAAGAGUUGUGGUGGUGGUGGUGGUAGUACAAAUAACACAAUUUCAAAUUCAUCAUCAUCAAUAUCAAGUAUUGAUAAUGGUAAUAAUGAAGAUGAAGAAAUGGUAUUAAAAUCAUUUAAUGAUUCAAAUUUAUCAUUAUUCCAUUUACAAAAAUCAAUUAUUAAAAAUAAUAUUAAAGGUAGAUUAUUUUUAAUUACAAAUGGUGGUCAAUCAAUUUCAAGCUCAACUCCAACCUCAACAUAUAAUGAUCAAUCAUAUGUUAAUCUAUCACAAUAUCAAUUAAUUGGUCAAAUUAGAGUAUUUUCAAAUGAAUAUCCAAUUAUGGAAUGUUCAAUGAUUGAUAUUCAAGAUUCAACUAGAAUUGAUUUAAUUACUGAUCAAUUAAAUUCAACAAAGUUAUCAAAACUUGAAAUUGCAUUUAGAGAUAAUAUUGGUUAUAGUUAUAAAUUAUUAAAACCAUCAAUUUUUGAUAAUUCUUCAUUGCCAUCAUCAUCAUCAGAAAUAGAAACAACAGCAACAACAAAAGAUGAAGAAAAAAAUAAUUCAAUAAAUUAUAAUAAUAAUUAUUAUAGAGUUGAAUUAUCUGAUAAUGGUAUAAUUUCAGAUUUAAAGAUUAAACAAUUUAGACAAAUGAAAUGUGGUGUUGGUCAAGUUUUAGUUAGAGUUGAAAUGUGUACUUUAAAUUUUAGAGAUAUUCUUAAAUCAUUAGGUCGUGAUUAUGAUCCAAUUCAUUUAAAUUCAAUGGGUGAUGAAUUCUCUGGUAAAGUCAUUGAAAUUGGUGAAGGUGUUAAUAAUUUAUCAGUUGGUCAAUAUGUUUUUGGUAUAAAUAUGUCAAAAUCAAUGGGUAGUUUUGUUUGUUGUAAUUCUGAUUUAGUAUUUCCAAUUCCAAUUCCAACUCCAUCAUCAUCAUCAUCAUCAAAUGAAAAUAUUGAUGAUCAAGAAAUUAUUUCAAAAUUAUUAAAUCAAUAUUGUACAAUACCAAUUGUAUUUUUAACAUCAUGGUAUAGUAUUGUAAUUCAAGGUAGAUUAAAAAAAGGUGAGAAAAUUUUAAUACAUUCAGGAUGUGGUGGUGUUGGUUUAGCAACUAUUCAAAUUUCAAUGAUGAUUGGUGCUGAAAUUCAUGUUACAGUUGGUUCAAAUGAAAAGAAACAAUAUUUAAUCAAAGAGUUUGGCAUUGAUGAGAAGAGAAUCUAUUCAUCAAGAUCAUUGCAAUUCUAUAAUGAUUUAAUGGUGAAUACUGAUGGUCAAGGUGUUGAUAUGGUUUUAAAUUCAUUGUCUGGUGAAUAUUUAGAGAAAUCAAUUCAAUGUUUAUCCCAGUAUGGUAGAUUCAUUGAAAUUGGUAAAAAAGAUAUUUACUCGAAUUCAAGUAUUCAUUUAGAACCAUUUAAAAAUAAUUUAUCAUUUUUCGCAGUUGAUAUUGCACAAAUGACAGAAAAUCGUAGAGAUUAUCUAAGAGAGAUAAUGAUCGAUCAGCUAUUACCAUGUUUUAAAAAUGGUUCUUUGAAACCAUUGAAUCAACAUUGUUUCAAUUCACCUUGUGAUCUUGUUAAAGCCAUUAGAUUCAUGUCAUCCGGUAAUCAUAUUGGUAAAAUCUUAAUCAAUUGGUCCAAUUUAAAUAAUGAUAAACAAUUCAUUAAUCAUCAUUCAGUUGUUCAUUUACCAAUUCAAUCAUUUUCUAAUAGAUCAACUUAUAUUUUCACUGGUUUUGGUGGUUUAACUCAAACAUUAUUAAAAUAUUUUUCAACAGAAUCUGAUUUAACAAAUGUUAUAAUAGUUAGUAAAAAUGGUUUAGAUGAUAAUAGUGGUAGUGGUAGUGGUAAUAAUGAAAAAUUAAAAUUAAUUAAUCAAUUAAAAGAAUCUGGUUUAAAUGUAUUGGUUGAAAAAUGUGAUUUGUCAUCAAUUAAACAAGUUUAUAAAUUAUUUAACAAGAUUUUUGAUAAUGAUGCUAGUGGUAGUGAUAGUGGUGAUUUUAGUGAUAUUAAAGGUAUUUUCCAUUUUGCAUCAUUGAUUAAUGAUAAAAGAAUUUUAAAACAUAAUUUAGAAUCAUUUAAUUAUGUUUAUAAUAGUAAGGCUACUAGUGCUUGGAAUUUACAUCAAGUUUCAUUAAAAUAUAAUUUAAAUUUGGAUCAUUUCCAAACUAUUGGUUCAGUCAUUACAAUUCUUGGUAAUAUUGGUCAAAGCAAUUACACUUGUGCAAAUAGAUUCGUUGAAGGUUUAACUCAUUUACGUAUUGGUAUGGGUUUGAAAUCAAGUUGUAUUCAUUUAGCUUCUAUACCUGAUGUUGGUAUGGCUUCAAAUGAUAAUGUUUUAAAUGAUUUAAAUUCAAUGGGUUUUGUGCCAUUCCAAUCACUCAAUGAAAUGAAUUUAGGUUUUAAGAAAUUAUUAUCAUCACCAAAUCCAAUCGUUGUACUUGGUGAAAUUAAUGUUGAUAGAUUCAUUGAAGCAACUCCAAACUUUAGAGCAAAAGAUAAUUUCAUUAUUACUUCAUUAUUUAAUCGUAUUGAUCCUUUACUAUUAGUAAAUGAAAGUCAAGAUUUUAUUAUUAAUAAUAAUAUUAAUAAUAAUGGUGGUGGCGGCGAUGGUAGUUUUGAUGAUUUAAAUCAAUUAGAAGAUGAAGGACAACAAGGAUUUGGUAAUGGUGAUGGUUAUGUUGAUGAUAAUAUUGAUAGUGUUUCAAUGCUAUCUGGAACAUCAUCUAUUUUUGAUAAUGAUUUCUAUACUAAAUCAAUUAGAGGUAUGCUUUGUGAUAUUUUAGAAUUAAAAGAUAAAGAUUUAAAUAAUACAGUAUCAUUUAGUGACUAUGGUUUAGAUUCAUUACUAUCAAGUGAAUUAUCAAACACAAUUCAAAAGAAUUUCAGUAUAUUAAUUCCAAGUUUAACUUUAGUUGAUAAUUCAACCAUUAAUUCAACUGUUGAAUUAAUUAAAAAUAAAUUAAAGAAUUCAACAACUUCUUCAAUUUCUUCAAGUGUAUCUAAAAAAGUUUCAUUUAAAAAAAAUACUCAACCAUUAAUUAUACCAACAACAGCACCAAUAUCAAUAAUUAAAACACAAAGUUAUAUCAAAUCUGAAAUUAUUGAAUCAUUACCAAUUAGUAGUAGUACAACUAUUAAACCAUUGGUAUUUGAUAAUUUAGUUUAUAGUAGUAGUAGUAGUAAUAAUAGUAAUUCUAAAAAUGAAUUAACAUCACCACCACCAAGUGCAAAGAGAGAAUCAGUUUUACCAAUAAUAUCAGAAGAUAAUAAUAGUGAUAACGAUUCGUCAAUGGCAACAGUAAUUUAUGAAAUUUCACCAAUUGCUGCACCAUAUCAUAGAUAUCAAACUGAUGUAUUAAAAGAGAUUACACAAUUAACACCACAUAAAGAGUUUAUUGAUAAUAUUUAUAAGAAAUCAAAGAUUAGAUCAAGAUAUUGUUUCAAUGAUUUCUCUGAGAAAUCAAUGGCUGAUAUUAAUAAAUUGGAUGCAGGUGAAAGAGUUGCACUCUUUAGAGAACAAACUUAUCAAACAGUUAUCAAUGCAGGUAAAACAGUGAUAGAGAGAGCUGGUAUUGAUCCAAUGUUAAUUAGUCAUGUCGUUGGUGUCACUAGUACUGGUAUUAUGGCACCCUCUUUCGAUGUGGUACUCAUUGAUAAAUUGGGUCUAUCAAUUAAUACUAGUAGAACUAUGAUCAAUUUCAUGGGUUGUGGUGCCGCUGUCAAUUCAAUGAGAGCUGCCACUGCUUAUGCUAAAUUAAAACCUGGUACUUUUGUAUUGGUGGUUGCAGUGGAGGCAUCGGCAACCUGUAUGAAAUUCAAUUUCGAUAGUCGUAGUGAUCUAUUAUCACAAGCUAUCUUUACCGAUGGUUGUGUAGCUACGUUGGUAACUUGUCAACCAAAAUCAUCAUUAGUUGGUAAAUUGGAAAUCAUCGAUGACUUGUCCUAUUUAAUGCCAGAUUCAAGAGACGCUUUAAAUCUAUUCAUUGGUCCAACUGGUAUUGAUUUAGAUUUACGUCCUGAAUUACCAAUUGCAAUCAAUAGACAUAUCAAUAGUGCUAUUACAAGUUGGUUGAAAAAGAAUUCACUUCAAAAGAGUGAUAUCGAAUUCUUUGCUACUCAUCCUGGUGGUGCUAAAAUCAUUUCUGCCGUUCAUGAAGGGUUAGGUUUAUCACCAGAAGAUCUAUCAGAUUCUUAUGAAGUUAUGAAAAGAUAUGGUAAUAUGAUAGGUGUUUCAACUUAUUAUGUUUUACGUAGAAUUUUAGAUAAAAAUCAAACAUUACUUCAAGAAGGUUCUUUAGGUUAUAAUUAUGGUAUGGCUAUGGCCUUUUCACCUGGUGCUUCAAUUGAAGCAAUUUUAUUUAAAUUAAUUAAAUAA